UUUAAGGUUAACUAACCGCUCUAAACAAUGGAGUUUUUCGUCUGGAAAUCUUGAAUUGCCAAAGCGGUGAUCUAUCGCUUAGUGACGCCGGGUGAAGCCCAGCUCAGCGAGGCCGGACUGGCCUAGAUUCUGACGGUUUUAUUCUGGUGAAUAAAACUUUUAUUCAACAAGAACUCAACGCACUCGAAUCCGAUUGGUUCUGAGGAGUCACAUGCCGUUUUACACCAAUCAAAGAGAACAUGGUAAUUUAUAUUAAAAAAAUACUCCAUGUCUGUAUGUCUCCGCCCAGAGCGGCUCUCUCCCCUUCCCUCUUGAUAGGCAAAUGAAGCUCCUCGUCAGCGUGACCGCAGGGAGUUGAAUUGAGAGGGAAAAUAUUUGGGAAAAAUCCAUUGAUUUUGUUUUGGCAAAAUGGAGAAAACACAGCUUAAUGGGACAGGCAACAUCGAAGAUACCCGUCCAAAAUCCCAGGAUCGAGGGCUGUAAAGUGCAUCGAAUUCGUAACAAAUCGUUGUCGUCAGUUUGCAUCCUCUCUCGGACUGUGGGAUUUCCAGCUUUUGGUAUCCAGGCAAUAGCAAUAUUGUACAAUUUAAUACUAUUUCAUUUUGCCCAUUUCAGGCAAUGUCGUCAUUUAGUUAACGAGUUAUCUUAAAUUGAUGCACAUCAACGGAAAUGGAUGCUGUAAUGUACUACAGGGAUUGCUAAUUCUUCACGAAACGCACAUUACCUCCAAUCGGGAUGGCAUCGUGGGGAACGACAGCUUUCAUCAUCUUGCACUGGGUGUUGCAAUAUGUGGUGUGUCGCGAGGUCACCGUUCCCCCUGGGCCCCUGUACCGAGUGGCUGGGUUCCCACUCUCCCUGCCCUGCUCGGUGUCGGGAUACGAGGGCCCGCGCACGCAGGACUUUGAGUGGUACCUGUACCGCGAGGACGGGAGCGGGCAGCAGAUGGGGGUGGUGUCCACACGCGACAGAGGGUUCCCCUACGCCCCCUUCCAGCCGCGGGUGCGCUCGGGCGAGGUACGGGUGGAGAGGGACUCCGGCGACCGGGCCAGGCUGGUGAUACAGAGGCUGCGGCCAGAGGACCAGGGCCGCUACGAGUGCUACACGCCCAACACCGACUCGCGCCACCUGGGCAACUAUGGCGCCUCUGUCACCGUCAAAGUGAUCCCCGACACCCUGCAGAUCAGCCACUCCCGCUCCCUGAGCGGCCAGCCGCUGGCGGAAGGGACCGAGCUGCAGUUGACCUGCGCCGCCGGCGUCCGGUCGGACCAGCACACCCACCUGUCCGUCACGUUCGGCGUGCGGGGCGGCGCCGGGACCGCGGCUGGCCCUGGGGCGGCCAACGGCGGCCAGGGCCACAACCUCAGGGAGAUCAUCUCCAUUGGGCGGGAGCUGGGCGUGGCCCCCGGGCGGAGCGGCGACUACGAGAAGCGGUACGGGGACGGGGAGAUCACACUGGAGAAGAGGCGGGGGAACGGGGAAGGCGACCGCGACCUGUACGUGAUGAAGAUGGCCGCCGUGGCCCCCUGGGACUCCGGGGCCUACUUCUGCGAGGCCGCCCAGUGGAUCCUAGACCCGGAGGGGCGCUGGGAGAGGAUUGCACAGAGGACCUUGGAGCUGGGGAACCUGACCGUGCAGCCUUUAGCCGACACCCUGACCGUCACCACGAACCCGAGGGGAGAGGUGACGCUCCCGGUGGGGUCGCCCCUCAGCCUAACCUGUGAGGUGGGCGGGGCCGGGAUGGGGUCCAGCUCUGCCCUGCUGGUGCGAUGGAUGAGGCGGGGUUCGGUGGGCGUCAGGGACGGGGUUGGGGGCGGGCCGGAGGUAGAGGUGGCCCGGAUGGGGCCUGAUGGGGUGGUCAGCUGGGGCGACGACGCCAGCCGGGGAGGGGGCGGGGCCAUGGAGAAGGAGGCGGAGGGCAGGUACUCCCUCCGGCUGUUCUCAGCGCACCCCGCGGACUCGGGGGUGUACCGGUGUGCGGUCAGCGUCUACGCCGGGAGCCGCAGCCCAGGACCCUACAGCCCUGCCACCGUCACACAGAGGUCGGACGGGGUGAGGGUCAACCUCAAGGCCAAAGAGGUGCGGGUGUUGUCGGUGGCUGAGCUGGCCCGCGGGCCCCUUCUGAAACGCGGCAACACCGUUUCUCUCCUCUGCAACGUUUCCGUGACAACCACAGGCCCUUCCAGGGUAGAGGUCCAGUGGCUGAUGAGCAGAGAGCCCCCCAACACCGCAGUGGAAAAGGCGGUGAGGCAGGAGGCGAGCGGGAGAAGGCUGCUGGCCGCGCUGACAUAUGACGGCCUGUCCCGCCUCUACAGCAACGGGAGCGACGUCAGCGUGGACCAGCUGUCGCCCGGCUGCUACAGGCUGCGCAUUCACACCGCCGGCCUGGAGGACCAGGGCCACUACGUGUGCCUGGCGGAGGUGUGGGGGCAGGACCCGCACGGAGGGUGGUACAACACGGGCGCGAGGGCGGAGUCGCCCAGCGUGCGCGUCUACCUGUACGCUCGCGCAACCGACCUCCUCCUCAUCCCCCUGGUAGUGGGUGUUUCCUCAGCACUCUUUGUGGGUGUGGUCAUCAUUGCCACGGUGACCUGCUGCUUCAUGAACCGAUUGGCCAGGCAGCGUUCUCAGAAGUAGGAAGGAGGAAAACCUGGGUAUUUCUGAAGGGUAAAGGGAGGGGGAUUUUUAUUUCUCCCAAAUUCAGAAUGAGGAAGCCCCAAAAUGAAAAUCUAGCAUGCUAUAGCCUACUUGAAUAACAAGAAAUGAUAAAAUGGAGAUUGCUCAGUACAUGAAAUACUUUAUUCAACAGCAUACAUUUCGCAUCCAGAGCAACCUCACUGUUUUAGUUCCAGCUGAGGUCAAUUAAUUGAGUUUGAUUGAGCUUUUAAUUGCGUAACGAUCUGAAUUUGGCAUCACUUGACAGCUGUCGGCUCUAAAUACACUGUGGAAGAAGUAUGUAGUUGUGUUUCUGCUCCCGAUUAGAUUGAUAUUUCUCAUUUUUUAACAUCUUUGGGCCAUGGUCUGAGUUGAUUAAAAUUACAGGGUUCCCAAACCAGAAGUCAACUGCGACAAUUCCUUUGUAAAUACUGUCAUUUUUGCAUUGCGUGCCGAUUCCAGAAUUGUUUUAAAGCAAAAACUUUUGGCUCUGGGUUGUUCCUUGCAUACAGAUGGAUUUCUGUCCUUGCAGGAUAAUAACUAUCAAGCCAAGCCAAAACCAAACAAAGUCAGGCUUUAACAGCAGUGGCUGUGUGGAAAACACCAUUGACUUCAUGUGACCUUGUUUCUUUUUCAAAGCUUGUAAAAGUUACCUGUCAGUGUGGAAGCUCUGUCAGCCGCAUAAUUGCUUGGGGCUUCCCGUUGUGAAUUGUCUUGAUCUUUAUUGCAAUUCUAAGCGGCAAUACUGAGCAGAAAUGAUUUUUUUUCUGCGUAUGCGCACAAUCUCCAGCUGCACAUUUCCUCUAGAAAUGACCUGUGACUUACAGCCGAUGAUUGUCAGGAGAGGUCAAAUGCAGGUCAGCCGUCACGUAACAGCUCAGUCAGUACAGAUUAAUUUAGACCAGAACCUAGUUGUGUACCAGGACCAGGUUUGAAAACAAAUGGUCUAAAUGAUUGAACAAGAUAUAGGUAGAGGGAGUAUUUGAAGCUGGCAAAGAAAGUUAAUUUUUAUUAGUCUCAUUAUAUCUCCCUUUCAACUUUCACUAUUCUGGUGAGAUGGUCAAACCAACCCGAUGCUGCUCCUUGGCUGGUUUGUCAUGUAUUAAUCCACAUACGCACAGUGUGGUCUUUUGCUAGUAUGUCAAGCUGUUUACAACUUGAUCAGUUUACCUGCUUGUAAUUGGCUGAAGAUGAGCCUUCACCUCCUGUCCCUGACCACCCCCGGGUGAGUUAGUCCAGUUAUUUCGGGCUAAAUAGUUUCUGGUCUCAGUUUCUCCUCUGGUGGCCCUUACAUAAAUGAAGCCUUUGUGUGGGUGACAUUCACAAUGACCUGUUAUCUUUAGGUCAUAAUCGAAAGCCUUUUAUAAGGUUGCAGUAAAAGCUGCAGGAACCGAGAAGUCCUUGAGAACUGGCAUUACUUUGAACACGAAGGAUGAACAACUACGAAUACUGCCAUGUAGUUUCCUAACCCUAGUAAAUUCUGUCUGUCUGAAUACAUAUAGCUAUUUAUGUAAAUAUUUCCUCAUGUGUGGCAUGCUGUUGUUUUAAGUGAAAGUCGGAGUGAGAGAGCAGGCCCUCAUUGCCACUGGUUUGCCCUGCUGUAGUUGUCGCCUGUGUAAGGGCACCCAACACUACAUUAUAAAUACCACUGGCACACUCGUUUCCACCCGCAGUUCCUGUAGCGAGAUCAGGAGCCAGCAACUACAGACAGUUGCAUGGCACGUGGCACUAUGGAACGUCUUUUUAAACAAAGCCGUUCGCUUUUACUUCACAAGGCAAUUGGAACUGUGACAGUGCUCGUGCUGAGUGGAACAUGGAAACAUUUCAAAGGCGUACCUGUUGGCUGACAAUGCAAGACAAUGAUGAAUGCGUGCUUUUGUAUAUAAAUAUUCUAUAUUUAUAGAGAGAGAUAAUGUAAGCAUACGUGCACUUAGCAGCUGAAAGUACUCGCUCUUGAAAGGUGCUUGCAGGUGGCAAGAGUCCAGCGUUUGUGAGUGAGAGUUGGCAGGUCCAAAGACCUUACCUUACUCGAUGUCUCUCCCCUGCCAAGGAGGUGUUUAACGGUACCCUGUUUCACCUCUGAAUCGGGCUGCUGCUCGGUUCUGAUGGUUUACUCACUUGAUUUAAUUUGUCAGUUUUCAUUUCGUUAGUGUUUUGGAAACUUUGUUACUGUAAUUUAGAGUAGUUUUUUUUUUUGGUUACUCCGUUGCUGUUAACGAGAUGGGGUCAAACGCUCACUUCCAAAGAUCUGGUGUUUGCUCAGCUUUGUCACUGUAACAAUAUUGGUGUUGCC
Messenger RNA from Megalops cyprinoides (Indo-Pacific tarpon), 4945 nucleotides. It is a transcript of the gene igsf8, whose product is annotated as immunoglobulin superfamily, member 8. Bases 736 to 2634 code for a protein of 632 amino acids. The transcript has 6 exons. The record is from RefSeq and is a predicted model, not a curated record. Lineage: Eukaryota; Metazoa; Chordata; Actinopteri; Elopiformes; Megalopidae.